AACAAAUCUUGGUAGUAAAUCUACAAGCUUUGUUAUGGGAAUCCGGAAUCUCAUUAACUCUUUCUAAUUUUUCAAAAUCCUGCAUUCAUUUAUUGUUUUUUGCAGUCACUCCCCUUCUCUCUCUAUUCCCAUUUCAUUUCUCUUUAAUUCUCUCUACACACAAACCCCAACACCCCUUCUCUCUCUCUCUCUUUGGGGUUUCAUUUUCGACUGCUGCAGCCAACCAUUUUCGGUUUCUUUAAAAAGGCCAUCUUUGCAUCCAUAACUAUUGUUGAUGGAUUUCUUCAAACUAAAGAAAUUUAGGAAUGCCCACAAACCAAACGCUGAUAAUGUGACACAAGAUCAGCCGGUGCCCCAACCACAGGAGCCCAAAAACGCUGAUAAUGCGUUGGGUAAGUCAGUCAAUGACGAUUCUACGAAUCCUGAAAUGGAAGACGAUGACGAUGAUUUCAUCACGAAUGAGGUGAAGAGGAGGCUGAAAGAGCUGAGAAGAAACAGCUUCAUGGUAUUGAUACCUGAGGAAACUUGUCAGGCUGAUGAGGAAGAUGAAGAGGAACAAGGGGAAACCAGCUCUAAUGAAUGGAGGGAUGUUGAAGCUGAGGGAAGACAGUUCUGGUCUGGUUUUGAUGCUGUCUAUGAUGUAUACUGCGAACGCAUGUUGUUUUUUGAUCGCUUCAGUUCUCAGCAGCUGCUUGAACUUGGUUGUCAUGUUGUUUCGACACCAUCGCCAAGAUCUGCCUCUAAAAAGCUCGCGUCUCCACUGCGAUGCCUUUCUAUGAGAAAAUUCGAGGUGGAAGAAGACGAAAAUGAGCAUUUGCAGGGGGCAGUCAGUAGUGACCCUUAUCAAGAACUCGAAACUGCAUACGUGGGUCAAAUGUGCUUGACCUGGGAGGCGCUUCAUUGCCAAUACACACAACUGAGACAGAAAAUCUCAUCACAACCCGAAUGUCACUCCUCUUACAACCACAGCGCUCAGCAGUUCCAGCAGUUCCUUGUCCUAUUGCAGAGGUUCAUUGAAAACGAGCCGUUUGAACUCGGCUCUAGGCCAGAGAUAUUCGCUCGCACAAGAAAAUCAUUGCCCAAACUGCUCCAGGUUCCUAAAAUCCAAGCUUAUGAGGAGAAAAGCACAGGGGGGGAGGAAGAGGCAUCAGAGCUAGUGGUUGUUGCGACAGAUUUAAGCAAAAUAAUGGAAAGCUGUAUCUUAAGUUUCCGGCAAUUCAUAAAGAUGGAGAAGAAGAAAACGAGCAGUGUGCGCAACAUAUUUGGAAGCCAGAACCAGAUGGGUACACCGGUUCAACAGAUGCAACAUUCCCUUGAGAAGAAAGCAGUGAAAAUGAAGGAGGUGCAGAAGAAGAGCUAUAAUUAUAAUAAUAAGACGACGAAGAAGAAGAAGAAGAAAAGUUGGCCGACGGCGGAAGAGGAUGUGGAGACGUUGCUUGGGCUUAUCGACGUCAAAGUGUUGUGUAGGGUUCUAAGAAUGGUGAGAAUAAGCAAAGAACAAAUGUUUUGGUGUGAAGAAAAGAUGAAGAAAUUGGUUGUUGAUGGCAAGUUGCUAAGAGACCCUUCACCAAUCCUUUUUCCUUGUUAAUUAAUUAAUCUUUUUUUAUAUAUAUGUAAUGUAUGUAUCUUCCGAUCAUUUAGAUACACACUACAAGACUUUAUUUAUUUAUUCUAGUAACUUCUAAUUAGUGAAAGAAUUCUGAUAUAUAUAUAAUAUAAAAUACCUGUCUUUGUUUCCCCUAGUUAGUUGAAUUUGAGAAAUGUAUUAAAAAGUUUAGUUGUGGACCUGUAAA
Molecule: messenger RNA, 1793 nt
Organism: Erythranthe guttata (spotted monkey flower)
Lineage: Eukaryota; Viridiplantae; Streptophyta; Magnoliopsida; Lamiales; Phrymaceae
Product: DUF1666 family protein (DUF1666)
Source: RefSeq, a predicted model, not a curated record